AAAUGGUUGCGGGGAAAACAGCCCCACUUCCCCUUCCUUCCUUAGCUGCUGCUCGCAUAAGGUGAAGUAUCAUAAUACUGGUACCUCUUCUUCUCUCUCCUCCUCCUUCUUCAUCUCCCCCCCCCCCUUUCUCCAUCGCCUUCCCCCUACCGAUAUUUGCGACUCGGCUAGUUUGCUAGGGAAAGGAAGAACAAGGAAAGGGUGAAGACAAAGAGACAGACAAAAUAAAUAAAGCAAGAUGUCGUCGACUGUACCCGAAGCCCCUGCUGCACCCAUUGGGCCAAAGUAUAAGGAGGAGGAGGAGAAGCCGCAUGCUACUGUCUCGAAGCCUAUCAAACAUAGCAAUGUCCAUAUCCUCCCGCAGACCCCGCAAUUGAUCGCUCUCUUAACGAUGAUCCGCGACAAGUCCACCGUACGUGGGGACUUCAUUUUCUACUCCAAUAGAAUAAUCCGCCUGCUAGUGGAAGAAGGCUUGAAUCACCUCCCCGUGAUCUCCUCCUCCGUCACCACGCCGAUCGGUCACACCUACUCCGGCGUGAAAUUCGAAGGCAAGAUCUGUGGCGUGUCGAUCAUGCGGGCUGGCGAGGCCAUGGAGCAGGGGCUCCGCGAUUGCUGCCGCUCUGUGCGUAUCGGGAAGAUACUCAUCCAGCGUGACGAGGAGACCAGUAAGCCGCGCCUCUUCUACGACAAGCUGCCCGAGGACAUCGCCCAGAGGUACUGUCUUCUGCUCGAUCCCAUGUUUGCUACUGGCGGGUCGGCGACUAUGGCUGUCGAGGUGCUCAUCUCUAGGGGUGUGCCUGAGGAGAGGAUUUUGUUCCUCAACUUGAUUGCUAGUCCUGAAGGUAUCAGGAGCUUUGCCGAGAGGUUCCCUUUACUAAGGAUCGUGACAGCGUUUGUGGAUCAGGGGCUUGAUGAGAAGAAUUAUAUCAUUCCGGGAUUGGGAGAUUUCGGUGAUAGAUUCUAUUGCAUUUAGACGUUUCGCUCUGUCCUUAUCGUCUCUGGCGUUGAAAAUGUAAUGUUGGGUUGGCCUUUGUUUAGGCCCAUGCAUAGGCCCACCGUCUGGUUGGUCAAUUGAAGGAGGGAAGUUUGUGCAAAACCGAUUGUAAGUAAUCGGAACUUGUUCGUAGUAUGAAAAACCAGUCCUCCACAUCA
Messenger RNA from Tuber melanosporum (Perigord truffle), 1152 nucleotides. RefSeq lists its product as uncharacterized. The transcript has 4 exons. The coding region runs from base 239 to 973 and encodes 244 amino acids. The record is from RefSeq and is a predicted model, not a curated record. Lineage: Eukaryota; Fungi; Ascomycota; Pezizomycetes; Pezizales; Tuberaceae.